This is a messenger RNA of Psylliodes chrysocephalus, 748 nucleotides long. The record is from the annotation of a GenBank genome assembly. Lineage: Eukaryota; Metazoa; Arthropoda; Insecta; Coleoptera; Chrysomelidae.
AGUGCUGCAACUCCUAAAGGACAAACACACCCUAGGGAACAUGUAGCAUAUAAAGAAGAUGAGACAAGCGGAAAAUUGCUACAUCAAAUAGUAAAAUUACUUUUAACUCAAAAAAAAUUCUGAGCGAUCACGAAAAAAUUCUAAAUGACAUUACUGGGAGUUUAGAAAAGAUUUACACUGAACUGAAGAAUUCAACAAAGCGGGGCCCAGAGUUUGAAAAUAUUAAAAGAAUAUUUGAUCAAGUACCUGCAACUACUAUGGAGGCAUUUCACUUAAUUGAAAAUGAACUAGAAGAAAAACCGGAUUUCAUAAUUUUAACAGAAGAUCUUAGCCGAUUAGGAGGUAGCAGUUAUAAAGAAUGUGUGCGCCGAUUUAUGAAAAAGCUCAUAAAUGAUUCAGUUGCAAAACUGUACAGUUUACAUGGGCACAAAGAAAAACAAUGUUUUUCAAAAACUUCCUCCUUUGGACUAAUUAUAGCUGCUGUACAACAGUGUGUUCCUUCAGCAACAGCUAAAGACAUUGAAUUAACAAUAAGGCAAUGGCUGACUAAAGCCCCAGAACGACUAAUGAAGAUUGAACCAAUGGGUGAUGAUAAUAAUAAUUGAAGUGUAUCUGGUAUUUUUCUGCUUCGUCAGUAGUUAAUUUAGUUGUUUUUUUUUUCUUCAGUUGUCAAUACAUGACGUUUUAGCUUUGUAUUUUUUAAAGUUUUGAUUUGUUUAUUUCUAUAAUAUAUUAAUAUUAUUUUUUA